AUGCCGGCGUACGACAAUGAAGGCGCCACGAUAUCGAUGGAGGAUGUCCGUGACCUCGGGGAACCUGUGACCAUCAACACGAUAGCGGAACAGCUGACUGACAGAAGGAUGCGCCAGCUGAGGUCACAGAAGUCCACAGUCGCUUCCAGGAAACAACAGGCGGUGUGCGUGAGGCGGGCGCAUAAGAAGUACGGGCCGAAGAAGAACCCAAAUAUCAUUCUAGAUGGUCUGAACAUGACAGUACCUAAAGGCGCUAUUUAUGGUCUACUCGGAGCAUCGGGGUGCGGGAAGACCACCCUGCUGUCAUGCAUAGUGGGCAGGCGGCGUUUGAACAGCGGCGAGAUAUGGGUUCUUGGUGGUAGACCUGGAGGGCCUGGGAGUGGAGUGCCCGGUCCCAGGAUUGGUUACAUGCCCCAGGAAAUCGCCCUGUUCGGUGAAUUCUCCCUAAGGGAGACUAUGAUAUACUUCGGCUGGAUUGCCGGAAUGGAUUCCAGGGAUGUGGACGAGAGGACCGACUUCCUGAUAUCUCUACUCCAAUUGCCAAAUCCCACCAGACCAGUAAAGAACUUGUCCGGUGGACAACAACGUCGAGUGUCGCUUGCAGCUGCUCUACUCCACGAGCCGGAACUUCUGAUAUUGGACGAGCCUACCGUAGGAGUUGACCCUGUACUGAGACAAAGUAUCUGGGAUCAUCUCGUGGAAAUCACUAAAGGCGGAAGAACCACCGUUAUAAUUACCACACAUUAUAUAGACGAGACGAAACAAGCCAAUAUUAUUGGUCUUAUGCGCGGUGGUCGUUUCCUCGCCGAAGAGGCACCGACUGAAUUGAUCCGUCGUUACCAAGCCGAGAGCCUCGAGGAUGUCUUUCUGAAGCUGGCGGUCUUGCAGAAUAUGGGCAAAAGGCGCCGUUCAAGCAUCCUCGCUGGUGUUGUGGAGAAGGUGGAAUUGCCGGCAAUACCUGACCCAGCUGCGAUAGAUUUAGAAGAGGCAGAAAUCGGCGAAAUAUCUGGUGAAUUUGGUGACAAUGUAUCUAUGACCAGUAAGAGUCGUGUAGUCGUGGCUACGGAACUGAUUGGUCCGGUAGAGGCAUUGCCACCGGAAGAGAAACCUCCGAAUGGAUGCUUGGAACGAGUGAAACCAAUGAAAUGGCACCACAUGAAGGCAUUGGUCUGGAAAAACUUCCUCAGUUUAUUCAGAAAUUUCGGACUCAUUGCUUUCAUUAUCGGUUUACCGGUAUCGCAAAUGAUACUGUUCUGCCUCGCUAUCGGUCACAAACCUAUCGGCUUGCCUAUAGCAGUGGUCAACUAUGAGUUGGGGCCCAACAGCACGACGACACCAUGUGAAUACGAUAGAAACCACUGCCCACAGGACCCGGAGACAUACGAAUGGAAUUUGACAAGAUUUAGCUGUCAGUACUUGGAUUAUCUGUCGCAACGGCAGAGUAAUUUGGUUUAUUAUCCAACCAAAGAUCAGGCAAUGCAGGCCGCGGCGAAGGGAAAAGCCCGUGUGGUUCUCGUUUUUCCGGCCAACUUUUCCGAGAGUUUACAAGAGAGGGUGAGGGACCCGCGACACGCUGACGAUUACACCGUUAUGAAUUCAGCGAUGGAAGCGCAUAUGGAUGACACUGACAAACAAGUAGAAUGGAUGUUGGCGCGUGAGCUGCAACAGGCGCUCAUAGCUUCCACAGAGCACUUAGCGGAAAUCUGCAAGCUACCGAAGAACAUCAUGUCGUUACCAGUCCGUUUUAAUAAGCCGGUCUACGGUCUAGAAGAUCCCGACUUUACCGAUUUUGCGGGCCCAGGCGUUAUUCUUACUAUCAUCUUCUUCUUGGCGGUUGCUUUAACAUCUGGCUCCAUGUUAGCUGAACGUAACGAAGGCAUAUUGGAGAGAUCACUUGUGUCCGGGCUUACUGGAACCGAAAUCCUCUUCGCGCAUGUGGUCGUUCAGAUGAUUGUGAUGAUCAUCCAGACAGUUGUGGUGCUUCUUCUGGGAUUCGUAGUCUUCGGGCUUACAAUUAACGGACCCGUGGGCUGGGUCAUUGUGCUCACGCUCAUCACCGGGCUUUGUGGAAUGACCUUUGGCUUCGUCGUUUCAUGCAUUUGCGAUACAGAGAGAACUGCCACGUAUCUUGCGCUGGGCUCUUUCUUGCCGAUGAUGCUGUUAUGUGGCAUUAUUUGGCCGGUUGAAGGCAUGCACAAUGUCCUUCAGUGGGUCAGCUACGUGCUUCCACUCACAAAGUCCACAGAGUCUUUGCGUUCGAUGCUGCAACGUGGUUGGACCGUGACGGUUCCAACUGUAUAUUCUGGCUUCAUUUCGACUGCAAUUUGGAUAGUCGUCUACCUCACGCUUAGCAUUCUCCUCAUCAAGUUCAAAAAAGGA
Iphiclides podalirius (scarce swallowtail) is the source of this 2379-nucleotide messenger RNA. Lineage: Eukaryota; Metazoa; Arthropoda; Insecta; Lepidoptera; Papilionidae. The record is from the annotation of a GenBank genome assembly.